This is a messenger RNA of Cynoglossus semilaevis (tongue sole), 3129 nucleotides long. It is a transcript of the gene cdh27, whose product is annotated as cadherin 27. Gene Ontology annotation, cellular component: plasma membrane; adherens junction; catenin complex. The transcript is spliced from 15 exons. The record is from RefSeq and is a predicted model, not a curated record. Gene Ontology annotation, molecular function: beta-catenin binding; calcium ion binding; cadherin binding. Gene Ontology annotation, biological process: cell morphogenesis; homophilic cell-cell adhesion; adherens junction organization. Lineage: Eukaryota; Metazoa; Chordata; Actinopteri; Pleuronectiformes; Cynoglossidae. Bases 263 to 2785 code for a protein of 840 amino acids.
UGCAAACGCAGAUGUAAUCGGUACAUUACCGUGAAGCAAUGUUUCGUUGCAGGUUAUUUUAGAUGGAAAAAUACAACAGUGUGAUUCACAUUGUGAAUCACAUCUUGCUGACACAGAUGAUAAAUAUGGUCAAAAUAAAAAAAUAGUGUAAAGGAAACAAUGACAACACGUUUGUACACAUGUCACAGGAACAGGUUCUCCAACUGUAGGAUAAGUCCGUGUGUCCAAAUGACAGAUUACGAACCUUCAACAAAUACAUGAAAUGACCGGAGCUUCACCUGCACACGUCAGCUUCACUUGGCUGCUUGUCUUCCAGGGUUGUCAUUUGUUAAGUGCAACGUGUACGGAGCUGCUGAGUCGUCACAGAAGGGCAUGGAUCAUCGAUUCGUUCACAAUUGAGGAGGAAAAUCCAGGGCCCUUCCCUUAUGUCCUGGGCCAGAUAAACAUUGAUCGCAACUAUCAAGUACACUUUGAUCUCUAUGGCGAAGGAGUGGACGUGGAGCCCAGGGGAGUCCUCUCCAUACAUAAGGACUCUGGCACCAUCUACGUCCACAGAGCAGUGGACUAUGAAGAGAAGAAGAUGAUUAAGCUAAAAUUUGAGUCAAGAAAACAAGAUUACUCAACUGAUACUAAAUUAGUUGUUGAGAUUUCCAUAAGAGACAUCAACGACAACCCACCACAGUUCCAGAGGGAUCUGUAUGAAAUCAGUGUGAAGGAGGAGGUCGCUCAAGGCUCCUACCUAAUGGCAGUGUCAGCUUAUGAUAUCGACCAAAAAGGAACACCAAACUCCACUUUCCACUAUGAGAUCAAACACGUGUCUCCGAAUGUUCCUGACACCGAAUUCUUCAUUGAAAAAUCUGGAGCGAUAUCAUUUAAGGGUUGUUUGGAUCAUGAAGUUGCCGACAAGUAUUUAAUCCUGGUGGAGGCCAUAGACCACGGUGAAGUGGUGAGUCUGUCCAGUUCAACAUCUGUAGUCGUUCACAUUCAGGAUGGCAACAACCACCUCCCAACCAUCACUGCACAGACGGGCCCCGGCAGAGUGAAGGAGGGUGCGAUUGGGAUUUCUCCUCUGCGGCUCCAUGUGACAGACAGAGACGUCUCCCACAGCCCUGCCUGGAGAGCCAGGUUUACCAUUCAUGGUGACAAAGGCAGCCAUUUCACCAUCCAAACAGACCCUGACAGCAAUGAUGGCAUCCUCGAAGUAGUCAGACCGCUAGACUUUGAGGAAGGAUCACAGGUAGAACUGACCAUCUCUGUGGAAAAUGAGCUUCCAUUUUUCUUCUGCCAAGUCAAGAAAAAGACAACAACAGGCCUCUGGAUGGUUGACAAUGGAACAGACGAUGAUCCUGGCGGAGGGCACCCGGACUCUGUCAAAGUCAUUAUCAAUGUGGAGGACAUCAACGACCCGCCAGUGUUCAGUGUUGAUGUUAAAGAGGCCUAUCUGCAGGAGAAUGCACCAAUAGGAACUUGGGUGGAGAAGGUUACUGCUGCUGAUCCUGACUCCAGUCAAGGAAAUUAUUUUGUGUAUAAAGUAGAAAAUGACCCAGCAGGCUGGGUCACAGUUGACCCUCACACAGGAGAAGUCACAACAGUCAAAUCACUGGACAGAGAAUCUACUCAUGUUACCAAUAAUAUCUACACAAUCCUGCUACAUGCAGUUGAUAAUGGGGAGCCACCAAUGACAGGAACAGCUACGCUGCACAUCCAUGUCACUGACCAAAAUGACAACACACCGCAGCCAGUGGUGAACUACUUGGACGUGUGCACAUCUGACAGUCCCACCAUAACCAACAUCACAGCCAUGGACUUGGAUGAAGACCCCUUCGCAGGCCCGUUUACAUUUGAGCUGAUGGGUGACAUGGAGAAAUGGAGACUAAAUCCCUCCUGUGGUUACACAGCCAGCUUAGUGAAGGACCCCAGUGUGUAUGCAGGAGAGUACACAAUCAAUGUGAAGAUCUCUGACCUACAGGGAGCGUUUGGCAUUUACAAUCUCAGUGUGACUGUGUGCGAUUGUUCCGUGACAUCCAACUGUCAAAUUCGUAGAAUUACAGCCGCAAAAGCUGCCUUUGGUGCUAUAGGUGUAGUUCUAGCAUCACUGAUUCUACUCCUGUGUAAGAAACCACAUCUAUGGAUUUCAUUCAUCUCCUUGGAGACAACAUCCGCUGGACAAAGCUUCCUGGAAUCAAACACUGAGAAACUUGGCACAGACUGCGAGGUGCUUGACAGUGUCCUACAAAAGUCUCCAGAAAAAUUAUACCGAGAACCAUCUGGUCUGAGUGAUGGGUCGCAAAAACAUUUUUCUCCUACAACUGUAAAGAAAAGCAGCCCAGGCAGAUCUGUAAUGCAGGGAAUGUACAGACAAGAAGAUGAGCUGCACAUCUUCACCAACACUAAACAGGGAACCUGGAGCUCUGCAGUCAAUCACUACAACACCCACCAGGUGGGAGAAGUUCCUUCUUUUGUGUUGUACCGUUUUGCAGCUGCUAGAGAAAUAAUAUCUGUAUGUCAUUUUAAGCAUAAAGACAUGGAAUUCUUCACCCAGAGAAAAUUUAACCAUUUACUGGAUGACACUGUUGUCGCAGUGUUGCAACAGAGGUUAACUACUCUUCAGGAGAUAGAAGACGAACCGCUGGACUAUGAGCCUUAUCUGUAUGCGGAUGAAGGAGAGUUGGACACUCUCUCAGAGCUGGAGACCAUUACAAUUUCCGAUGACGACUCCUUGGAGAAAGCACUAAAUGAACUGGACUCCAAGUUUAACCAACUGGCUUCCAUUUGCCAAAACUAAAAAAAAUAAAAAUAAAAACAAUAAAUAAACAACAGUUCCAGUACUAUGUAUUUAGCUAAGUGAGCAGAAGAAAAGUCUGCAGGUUUGUGUUGGUGCCGUACUGUGACUUCAAUUACAACAUGGCAAAAAAGUGGUUUACAUUAUUUAAUAGCAACUUUUAAGGUUCUCCAGUUCUUACAUUACAAGUAGGGGGAACAUAAAGCACAGCUGUCCAGUUGGCAUUAAGACCAAACAAACUGGAGUUAGAUUUGGACAGUCUAAUAUACUUAUUUAAUAGAAUAAAAAAAAAAAAGAAUAAAAAAAAAAAAAUCUUGCAGUUAUGCUCAAUCAUGCUCAAUCUAAAA